Momordica charantia (bitter melon) is the source of this 6146-nucleotide messenger RNA. Lineage: Eukaryota; Viridiplantae; Streptophyta; Magnoliopsida; Cucurbitales; Cucurbitaceae. The record is from RefSeq and is a predicted model, not a curated record.
AAAUAAAGCCAUUUGAGCAUGAGUAGUACUCGAGACCAAAAUGAAGGUAUCGGGUACGAAUGAAAAACAUAUCAUUAGAUACCGAGCUAUUCACCCAAGGCCGUAAAUUACCAAUAAAUGGCACAGCAAGCAAUAAGAAAGAAGGUAAGAAGAGGAGGAGAGAGAAAGAGAGCAUGAGGGAUCACGUUCAAGCCAUACUAAUGUUUUCAGACUAUAUGAUGUAAGCUUAUACUAAAAGACACACUAGAGGAUUAGAUAUCAGUAGGCAAGAUUCACUAAUACCAAACUAAGGUCUAGAGGAUUAGAUAUCAGUAGGCAAGAUUCACUAAUACCAAACUAAGGUCUUUAUUCUACCACUUUAAUUCACAGCAAUAACAAUACCACAAGUAGUUCUUAAUCAGCAGUUGGUACUUUUAAUAGAGCAACUUACAACGGAUUAAAAAAGAGUGUACAGUGCAGAGAGGUCGUGGGUCAAGUGAUGUCCACAAUUUCUCUUUAUCCAUCCCCUUGAUAUUUUGAAAAUUGGUUGGUUGAAGAAGGAACCAAAAAGAAAGUAUCAUUACCAAUUGAUGUUCAUAUUGAUCUAUUAUCCACCAAGUAUACAAAAACCUAACCAUACAUGCCCCCAACUAUAUCUUUUUAGUCUAUUGUAAGCAUAAGUUUUAUGAUCAUUACUUGUUUACUAUGACAAAUCAGAGAGUUAUGUGAUAUCCCUAGCUAUGAAGGUUACCAAUUCUCAUUUGGUCUCCCUCUCUUCAACCGUAUCUUUUUUUACUAUAACAGGAGUACUUUAUGGGGUAUCAAUGUAAAUAUCUUAAUUAUAAAAGCAUGUUAGUUAUUUUCCCUUUAUUAGAGUUUUACAUCGCUAGUUCAUAGCUCCCAUGAAUUGUCAAUAUAUAUUGUACAUAUAACUCUAGGAAGUUAUGCAUGAGCCUCACGCAUUUCAUAAUGGAUUUGUUGUCAGUCCUAUGCAUGUGGGGGCCACUCCUUUCUCACUGUUUUCAACUCAACCUCUGUUUGUCUUUUUCUCUGCACUUGGUUGGGCAUAAAGUAAACCACAUGCAUGUUAGACCAUUUUAAGGAAGUCAAAUUUUUUCACUAUGAGGUUCUGGUUUUUGGUUAUCCGGACCAAAUUUUGUUUCCAUAUUGAUACUACGGCCAAAAGGAGUCAUAGUUAUGUCUAAUUGGGCUCUAAAUAAUGUCAACAAAUCAAUAAAAACUCAUACUACUAUAAUAGGAGUAAAACAGUUAGAUUUCAUAACGCACCAUUCUUAUGGAUAACCAUAAUGACCAUUGAUCAGCCUCAAGAUGAGGUCAGAAAAACUUGGUAAAGGAAGAUGCUCGUUUGUUCUUGCAAAUAAGGAACUCAAUUGAGAAUUAGCUAGUUUGCUUUAUCUUUGUGAAAGAGUUAGCUUGGAAUUUGUUCCUUUUUCUUGAUGUCCACUAGUGUCCAAGCCAACUUGUGUACUUCAUAUGUUAAUAGAAUUUAUGAUGCGUGCAAGGCUAGCUAUGAAAAAAACUUUGCGUCCAAGUUUAUAUAUUUUGCACCAUUCAAUAAAGAUGUGCGGUUUCAACAAGCCCAAGAAAAACAGGGUUGUAUUGAGUUUUUUCAGUUGGGUGUUAGACCCCCGGUUACUAAAAUUUAUUCCCGAAGGGGUAGGAUGGGAAAUGUACUUGGUAGUGGGGAAUAAUGUAGCGUGUAACGGCCUAGCGAGAGAAUAUGGGAUGUGGGCCAGGGGAGACGGUUAUGUUACUGUUUUGGUAGAAAUAGCUUGGGGAGGAAGGUGAGGGGAUCAUCGAGGAUUUGGUUGAGAGUUAGAAGGAUUGGAGAGUUACCCACCCUCUCGAAUUGGUGGGGUGUUGCUUGUAAUCGCCUUCGGGCUUGUUCAUUUGAAUUCCAAGAAUAUUGUGAGGAAAUACCUCACAAGUUGGUAUAAGAGCGAUGCGAACUUGGGAGUACCAUCGACAAUGACAGUGAAGGAUUUGGAAGUAAGGUGUGAAGCAACGGAGAAGGAAAUCUCCGAUAUCAAGAGCGCGAUCCUGACGCUAUGCGGCAAAGUGGAAGAACAACGACUCGCCUCGGAACGGACUCAGGCGAUGCUCUGGGGAUUCAUAUCGAAAGUUAUCGACGGAAAGACAUCUUCUCUCACACAGAUGGGGGAGUCAUCGACGCGUAAGGACAAACAAACCGAGGAACUCCCGAAGGUAGUACAAAUCAGCGAUCAAGCAUAUGAUCAAAGUUUAAGAAGGUUGAGAUGUCUAUCUUCCUCGGUUUGAUGGAAUAGCUCUAGCUUGGUUUCGAUACCAUGAUAACAAAGUACGAUUCACAGAUUGGGAGAAUCUGAGGUCCAAGCUUAUAGUUCGAUUUUGGAGGACAAAGGAAGGGCGACAGUGUGCAAAAUUAAUGGCGAUCAAACAGGAGGGUAGUGUAGAAGAGUACCAAGAGGCAUUUGAGGCCUUAUCGGCAACUCAACCACACUUGGUAGAAGAGGUACUGGAAUCAGAUUACCUCAACGGGUUAAAUCCUAUUUUGCGUGCAGAGGUCCUGGCAUCAAAACCGACGGGAUUAGACCAGAUAAUGAGGCGUGCCCAGUUGAUCGAAGAUCAAGCGACAACAUCCCAAGAAAAUGGGGAAGUGAAUCAGGAACGGCCUUCAAAAGGCGGCAUGGGGGGAGUGAAACUGGCGAUUAAAACGCCAGAAACGACCGCCACACGUUCCGUAACCUUAGCUAGCAAGCCAGGGACGGCGGUGACAGCUCCAGCGGUGGUUCCGACAGUUAAAAAAGAAACCGCCUACAAACGUCUGACAGAGGAAGAGUAUCGAAAGAGAUGGGAAAAUGGGCUUUGUUUUAGAUGUGAGAAGAAAUAUUCGGUGGGACAUCGUUGCAGAAACCAACAACUCCGGGUGUUUAUGGUUCAUGAUGAAGAGUUAACGAUGACAGAAGAAGAGGAAGACCAUGAGGAGGGAGAGACUUUGGAUGAGAAAGGGAAAGCGGUAGUAUUGAAUACAGUGGUUGGCUUGACGACUCUGGGAAUGAUUAAAAUCAAAGGGAUACUGCAAGGGCAGGGAGUGGUGGUGCUUCUUGACUGUGGGGCUGCCCACAAUUUCAUCUCUAAUCGGUUAGUUAAAGAAUUUAAGAUUCCCCAGUCAGAGACCUACAAUUAUGGGAUUAUAGCUGGAACAAGGCCGGCAGUGAAGGGCAAGGGAAUUUGCUGUGGUGUAGUGAUGGAGUUACUAGGGGUCACGGUGGUAGAAGAUUUUCUUCUCAUUGAACUUAAUGACUUGGAUGUGAUUUUGGGGAUGAAGUGUCUGCAAGCCAUGGGGAAGAUGGAAAUCGAUUGGCCGGCAUUGACUAUAACAUUCACACGGGGGACAAAAGGAUUGUGCUUAAGGGUGAUCCAUCUCUAGCUCGAAUGGAGAUAUCACUCAAAAGGAUGUCUUGAGCUUGGGAACCCACAGACCAAGGAUACCUGGUGGAGUUGCGCGCAAUAACGGCCCAAGAGGACCCUCAGAAUGCUUAACAGAGGGGGCUCAUUCUGGAAAGACCAGGGGAGAUUGUGACACUAUUGGAGGAUUACUCAGAUAGGGUACGGAAGGACUACCUCCCCAGCGGGCCAUUGACCACCAAAUACAACUUAAAACCGGAGCACCACCAGUGAAUGUAAGAUCGUAUAGGUAUGCCCACACGCAGAAAGCAGAGAUUGAGUCUAUGAUCGCGGACAUGUUGCUGAAAGGCAUCAUACAACCUAGCACCAGCCCCUACCAAGUCCAGUUAUCCUUGUAAAAAAAAAAGACGGAAACUGGAGGUUCUGCGUGGACUAUCGAGCAUUGAACCAGGUCACUGUUCCGGAAUUCCGAUUAUUGAAGAGUUAUUGGAUGAGUUGCACGACUCCUGUAUGUACUCCAAAAUCAAUCUUAAGUCGGGCUAUCACCAAAUCCAGAUGUCCCUUGAUGCGGUAGCCAAAACAGCUUUUCGAACACAUGAAGGGCACUAUGAGUUCCUUGUAAUGCCAUUUGGGCUCACCAAUGCUUUCGCGACGUUCCAAUCCUUGAUGAAUCAUAUUUUCAGGCCCUAUCUGCAUAAGUUUGUACUUGUCUUCUUCGAUGAUAUCUUGGUGUAUAGUUCUAACCAUACUCGAAUAGAGUAUUUGGGACAUUGGAUCUCAACGGAGGGAGCAAAAGCUGACCAGGCUAAGAUCCAGGCCAUGCUACAAUGGCCCAAACCCUCUAAUGUUCGAGAAUCAAGAGGCUUUUUGGGGUUGACCGGCUAUUACCGCAAGUUCGUGAUGAAUUAUGGAGUGAUAGCAGCCCCGCUCACGCAACUUCUAAAGAAGGAUUCCUUCAAAUGGAACGAGACAGCCACCAAGGCAUUUGAAAAAUUGAAGAUGGCUAUGUGUUCCCUUCCGCCCUACCGGAAUUCAACUUACCAUUUAUUAUUGAGACGGAUGCAUCUGGCACCAGUCUUGGAGCCGUCUUAAUGCAAAACCAACGACCCAUCGCUUACUUUAGUCACACGUUAUCUCGGCAGAGCCAAGCAAAAUCAAUCUAUGAAAGGGAGCUUAUGGCUAUGGUCUUAGCUAUUUAGAGGUGGCGUCCAUAUUUGUUGGGGCAACGCUUCAUUGUGCGCACUGACCAACAAGCAUUAAAGUUUUUGCUGGAACAAAGGAUAGUUCAACCCGAAUAUCAGAGGUGGGUGUCAAAGCUACUCGGUUACAACUUCGAGAUACAAUAUAAGCCGGGUCUAGAGAAUAAAGCAGUAGAUGCUCUUUCCAGAAUGCCACCAGGGCCCUAUUUGACGGUAAUGACGGCUCCCACAUUGUUAGAUGUGGAUCUGAUAAAAUCCGAGGUACAAAAUGAUCCAGGGUUGGCCAAGAUACUUGCUGAUCUUGUGCAGGACCGGGACAGUCAUCCGAAAUAUUCUGUGGCAAGGAAGCUUGCGGUACAAAGGCCGAAUGGUCUUAUCUAGAACCUCCUUUAUAAUUCUAGCUGUACUACAUUUAUUUCAUAAUUCCAUUAUGGGAGGGCACUCAGGCUUCCUUCGUACUUAUAAACGUCUGUGUGGAGAACUAUUUUGGCAGGGCAUGAAGCCAGAUACUAAGAAGUUUGUUGAGGAAUGCUGUGUUUGUCAACGAAACAAGACCAUGGCCACUGCCCCAUCAAGGUUACUCCAACCCUGCCCAUACCUGACCGUAUUUGGGAGGACAUCACGAUGGAUUUCAUUGAAUGCCUUCCAAAAUCCCAGGGGGCUAAUACAAUCUUCAUGGUGGUGGAUCGUUUGAGCAAGUAUGCUCACUUCAUCCCACUAAGUCACCCCUUCACAGCAAAGACAGUGGCGGCGGCUUUCAUUAAAGACGUGGUCUGACUACACGGCUUUCCUCAGUCCAUCAUUUUCGACAGGGAUAAGAUCUUCCUUAGUCAUUUUUGGACGAAAUUGUUCAAAAUACAGGGAACCAAAUUGAAGCGGAGCACAGCCUACCAUCCCCAAACCGAUGGGCAGACGGAGAUUGUAAACAAAUGUCUAGAGACCUAUCUACGGUGCUUUUGCUAUGACUCUCCAAGGAUACGGGGACAAUGGUUGUCUUGGGCGAAAUAUUGGUACAACACUACUUUUCACACCUCCCUGGGAACUACCCCCUUCCAAGUGGUUUAUGGGCGAGUACCACCCCCACUCCUUAGCUAUGGGAUUCAUUGGACAGCCAAUGACACUCUUGACAGGCAGUUGCAAGACAGGGAUCGGGCCCUACAUUUACUCAAGGAGAAUCUAUCUAAGGCGCAGGGACGAAUGAAGAAAUAUGCUGACGUCAAAAGAACCGAAAGGGAGUUUGACGUGGGAGAUCUUGUCCUCCUCAAAAUCCGUCCUUACCGCCAGAAAACGUUGGCUAAAAGAAGGAACGAGAAAUUGUCAGCUAAAAUCUUUGGACCCGUUUGAGAUCCUCCAACGCAUAGGCAAGGUGGCCUAUCGACUUAAACUGCCGGACACCACGACCAUCCAUCCGAUCUUUCACGUGUCCCAGUUGAAGCCGACCAGAGGUUCCCAUUUUGAUGCACAACCCAUUCCUCCUUAUUUGACUGAUGACUUAGAAUGGUUAGCCAUACCCGACGACGUAUAUACCAAAGGCAUAAACGACAGCAUUGGGACUGAGGA